This is a messenger RNA of Danaus plexippus (monarch butterfly), 466 nucleotides long. RefSeq lists its product as uncharacterized. The record is from RefSeq and is a predicted model, not a curated record. NCBI's taxonomy places the organism in Eukaryota, Metazoa, Arthropoda, Insecta, Lepidoptera, Nymphalidae. Bases 25 to 354 code for a protein of 109 amino acids. The transcript is spliced from 3 exons.
UUUGUAAGAACAGCAUUCAAAAUAAUGAAGGGAAUAAUUAUUUGUUGUUUUCUCGUCCUUAUACCUAGUUUUACUCAAGGACUCUUAAAGACUUACGAGUACGAAUUUGGGAAAAAUGUCGGAGUUGUCAUAUACGACUAUACCGGUAAAAUACCUUUGACUCAACAUACAACCCAGAAAAGUAUUCCUGUACCCAAUAAUGCAAUAUUGACAUAUGUCAAGGUGACAGUUGAUGCGAUUGCGCCUCCCAAAGUUGACUUCAAUCGGGACACCAACGUAGUUACCGUAAAAUUUAGUUGGGCAAAAAUUUAUAGGUCUACUUACACGGUUCAGGCCAAAGGACUCAUAUAUUAAUAUAUAUGAAACAAUAAAAGAAAUAAAUCUUUUAUGAAAAUGAUUAUUAUUAAUAUCUCUCGAGUUAUUUGAUUAAAAAAACUAAUGAGUAUGACUUAUUAUUUUUAACAAG